Galleria mellonella (greater wax moth) is the source of this 342-nucleotide messenger RNA. RefSeq names its product cytochrome b-c1 complex subunit 9 (gene ox). Gene Ontology annotation, biological process: mitochondrial electron transport, ubiquinol to cytochrome c. NCBI's taxonomy places the organism in Eukaryota, Metazoa, Arthropoda, Insecta, Lepidoptera, Pyralidae. The transcript has 2 exons. The coding region runs from base 87 to 266 and encodes 59 amino acids. The record is from RefSeq and is a predicted model, not a curated record.
UAUUGGCAACACUCAAUCGAUCGUUGUCAGUCGUCAUUUAAUUUUUCUUGUUCAUUGGUGUCGUGAAUAUUAUAAAAUUAUUAAAAAUGUCUUUUUUGGCGACGCUAAACCGUGUUGUAUUUAAACGCACAUCUACAUUUGCUCUCGCUGUAGCUUCAGGAACAUUCUUUUUCGAAAGAACGUUUGAUGUAAUCUCUUUAGCUAUAUUCGAAAGCAUAAACAAGGGAAAACUAUGGAAGGACAUCAAGGACAAAUAUGAAGAAUAAAUAGUUUCAAAUUAAAUUAUCCAUUAUAAUAGUUUAUAUGUUAAAUACAUGAUUUAAUUAAAUUAUAAUUUUUUAA